Spirodela intermedia is the source of this 8252-nucleotide messenger RNA. NCBI's taxonomy places the organism in Eukaryota, Viridiplantae, Streptophyta, Magnoliopsida, Alismatales, Araceae. The record is from the annotation of a GenBank genome assembly.
AUGGGGAAGGAGAAGGCGGGGGCGACCGCCGCCUGGAGGAUCAUACCGAGGCCGCUGCUUGAGUCCAUCCUCAACAACCACGCUCAGCACCACCGCGUCCAUCAGCCUCUCUUCCUCCACGGCCCCCGCGGGGUUGGCAAGACUUCCCUCAUCCUUCACCGUCCGUCGCUCCCCCUCCCUCUCUCUAUCUAAUGUUCGUUAUCUGCUUCCUUCAUCUCUCAAUCUCUUGCUCAAAGCUGUUCUUUCUCCAGGUCUUCUGGAUGAUUGGAACAAAGGUCCUCAUGUCACCGGUUACGUCGACUUCGGCCUCGCUGACGGCCGCGAUGGGCACCCGUCCAAACCCUGGGCGUCGUGGUCUACUGCGUGCCAGCCUUGCGGCCUGAGCUCGCUCCGCGCCCAUCUGGAACGGACAUUGGAGUCUAUGGUGGAGCGAGGAGUGCGCCUCGGCACUAUCGGCGGUCGGGACAUAUUUACUACGCUCUAUAAGUGGCACGGUCUUCACUCUGCACUUCGCCGGGCAAUUGGUCAACGCGGUGGGGAACGUAAGGAUGAGAAACUCCCCAUCUCAGUGCUCUGGUCUAGGGCCGUACUUGCGUUUUCAUCUAAGAUCGAUAACAAGGACAUCGAGGCCUCUCUGGGGGAGUCGUUGCUAUCUAAUUCUAGUAAUACGGUGGAGGAAUUGUCUUAUAUUCGGGAGGCGGUUGUAUCACUGAGACUGGCGAAGGAGGUCAUCGAUAUCCACCAGUUAUGGCGGAGAGAGGCAGUACGCCACUUGAAUCGCACAGGAAGGUUCUCAAGGUCGCUAGCCAACUCAGCCACUGACUGGCCCUGCCUCCUGCUCGAGCUGCUUUCCAAUGCCGCUGAGAUCGACUAUUUUCAGGUGUGUAAAGCUAAAUUUUAACCACUUUUGUGAAGUUCUUUUUUUUAAUUUCAGGUAUGGUAAUUUUCUCUCAUUUUCACUAACUAUCACUAGGAACUAUAAUAUUCUUAAUAUCAUCACAACAGGAGAAAGUUUUGCUAUUUUGCUGAAGCAGUGAUAUUUGGAAUUGAAAAGCAUGCUCCUGUCGAUUGUUCUGUUUGACCUAGCUAUCUUUGAGGUUAUCCUCUAAUCAAGCCGUUUCGUGAAAAAAAUGGUUAGGAUGAAAUACAUACAAGAGGUUACAUCCCAGGGUUAACAUAGGUCUAUAUCCGCAAGGAACGUGUGGCCUUUGUUGAACUGGUUGGUGGAAAGGAUUAUCACACUGUGUGUGUGUGUGUUUUAAUUAUCUCUCGUUUAAUUAACGGUUUGCAGUAUUGACUACUUAAUGAAAUUGGAUUCCUCUAAAAAUGAUUUCUUUAAAGAUGUCUCUAAGUAAAAGCAAUUAUCAGCUUGGCUUCGUUUCACAUUUAAAGAUAUUGUUGGGAUGUGAAAUGGAAUUUCCUUAUGCAUAGAAUCUUCUUGUUGCAGCCAAAAUUGGUUAUAAACAACAUUGAAGUAUUGCGUAAGGCAGUUGCAGAGGAUGAUUCAACAGUUUCUGCAGCCGUGUACCAUGACAAUUUUCUAUGGAGAUUAGUAGCAUUGGGCAUCAAUGAGAGGUCUCUGCCCAUCAUACUUGUAACUUCAGAUAGGUAAGUUUCUAGUUUUCCUUCCUACUAUUUAUGUCACAGUUAACUUGGUUGCUCGUCUUAGGAAAAGGUAGAAGCCUCCCGGGCUGAAACAUUCGUAUUUGGGCUUUUUUAGAAGUGUACAGAGCACCGCUUUUUCUUGUCUAAAAUAAUACUUGAUAUCUAUUUCUGCCUAUUUUCACGUUUAGAAGAUUGUGCGAAGUCCCAAAAAUGUUCAAUUUCCAAAAUGUGCCAUCUACCACUCAGGGGCUGGUCUGUUCAUUCCAGUUGUCUAUUUAUGUAAGCUUAUCUACAGAUAAUUAGGGAAGAUCAUGACUUCUAGGAAAUUUCUAUUUUCCGUCCUCGCUGUAGCUUUGUGUUCCUUUUUUAUUUGCUUUAUGGUAGAACAAUGAAAAAAGCACAGAUUUUUUUUGUCCCACUUGAUUAUUUGCAUAUGAUUUCUCACAUAUACUAUGGUGUACUGCAAAUGUUUGUCUGGGACAUGAAUCACACACUGAUGUUUGUAAAGGUAAAUGCAUACAAUUGCCUCAGGAUAAAGAUGAAUAGUUAGUUAUCAUUUAUCACUUCAUUUUAAAAGGUUAGGUGGAUGAUCUUAUCAUUUUCUCUCAAUUUGAUAUUUGAUUGUAUCUUUCUUUCGUCUCCUUUUUAUUUUUGUUUAGAGGUUGAUAUGGUUUCGAUUAUACAUGUCCUUCUACCAUCUUUGUUUGUAAAUCUGAUUCUUGUUCAAUUGUCUUCAGUUAUUAUUCCUAUCAAGCCUAUGUUGAUUUUGGUUUUCCAGACAUAUUCAUAUCCCGUGAGGUAACCGACCCACUUUAUGCACAUUUUCUGGUUUGUUUCUUUUGUUAGUUAUUUGAAUCAUAAUUAUUGCUGAAUAAUAUUUUUCAUCUAGCUUAUUUUCAAAAAGUUUUAUCUAUAUCAUUAAUUUAGUUUGCUCGAUGCCCAAGUAUUUGUAGACAUUUGGCUGGACUCUUCAAGAAGCUAAACUUCAUGUGGUUCCUCAGUUUUUUAGUCAGUCUGAGGUUGGUAUUUUUCUUCUGCGUUAGGGGAAUUUUCUUUGUUUCUUAGGGUUUUCUUGAUUAUGAGUUGACAAAUUUUCAAGUUAUUAUAGGCUCAUGAAUUGAUUUUUCCUCAUUGUGCAGUGGAAAGUGAUUGAUGAGGUUCUUGGCCCAAAUCCACGACAUCUUUCUGACUUGCAUGCACUUAAGCAGCGCAGUUGUUGCCAGGAGUAAGUAUAGUAUCUAGACUCAGUUUCUUGUAUCUGUUAAUACAUUCAGUUUGGUUAUCUGUACAUGGGCAUACAAUUUAUCUUUCAAGUGCUGUCCUGCCCCGAUGUUCAAGAUGUUCUGCCCACUUUGGUGAGCAUUCUAGUUAGGUGCUUGCAUGUAUCGCUUAGGCAGCUUUGACCUUUCUUUCGUGCUUACCCUGGUGGGCCACGGCCUGCCUUUUCUGGUUCUUUGCAUCGUUAUGCCAUUUGCUGCCUUUUGAAAUUGCUUGCAUGUGAAUAGCCAAGAAUGGACAGCUCUUUCUUCCUUGUCAAAUAUUUGAUGAUCACUUUACUCGUUUGAUCAUUUUAUCUAUUCAAAACUAGGCUUCUCGUAAGACCUUGCGUUGCUGUAUAAAGAGUCGUGCAAUGGAUUUUUGCCUUAGUUGCCUGGAAUUAUGGAUACGAGAAUUAGCCUCGUUUGAGUGGUUGCUUGGUUCGCUUCCAUAUUGACUAUAUGAUGGCAGUAAAAUAGUGGGCAAUUAGUCAGCCUCGUUUCCAUUGUCAACUAGUUCUGUUUAUCUUUUCUUGUUUGUAUUCGUCAUUUGCAAAGGAUCUCACCGACUAAUGGACUUAAAGAAAGCCAUUUGCUUACUUACUGAACGGGCACAUGGCUGAAUCAGAGUCCAAGAUUGUUCUUUAGAACUUGCCGAAACCAGCUGGAAGCAGACCAUAACUGAUCUGAAACUGUCUAGCUCCUCAGCUUCUGUAUGUGUUGUGUUGUACACUAGUAAGCACGAGUGGCGAUUUUUUAUGGGCGUAAUUGGAUCUUGUACAAAUUUUGGAUUACGAAAUUGUGUUACAAUGAGUCGCUAAUUUGGUUUUUCCAGAAUUUUUGCAUGCAGAUCGUGGUUGAAAUGAUCCAGACUAUCUUCCGUGCAAACCAGUUAUUCAGUUCUUCAAAAUCCAGAGAUUCAUGUCUGUUAAAGAGCCUUGGAAUCCAACUCUAAUAAGGCACAUAUCUCCCAUAAUGAUGGGAUGAUAGAAAACUUACUAGCAUGUGUGAAAAGCACAAAACAUAACGAUAUUGGUACUUCUAGAAUGAGAUGUAAUACAAAGAUCCCAAUGUGAUCUUAUAAUUUCUAUCUUAUGGUGAAUAUUUCUUGUAGUUAUACUGUAGGUACGGUUACAGUUAGUGCCAAUAUACGUUUUCAUUGCUAGAAACUUACUAGAGCAGCCCAUGGAUCGGUGUCUCUACUUCAAUCGUCAUGAUACUUCAAAACUCAAUGGUUGUUGAACCAUGAAUUUUGAACCUUCGAAGGCAGAAAUCUCAGCUCUAGCUUCUUUACCAGCUGAUCGUUCCUUUUCUUGCUGGGAAUUUGUUAUUUUAGAUCUUCAUAUUUCCACUUUCCAAAGCCUUUCUUUCAGGAGUUAUCUUAUUGUAAAGUUCCAUUAUUUUGUGGAGUUCCUGACAUCAGUCAGGGAAAUGAGGAGAACUUGUCAGAUCUUUUGGAGCCUUUUUGAAUUUCUAUGCUUGAUUGAUGGGUUAAAGCUUAUGAUAAUGAUCGUGCACGUAUUACUUAAACCAAGGAAUUAACUGUAGAUAUUGGAUAUCAUGUGUAUUUAUUUUCCCUUGGUUUUUCCCUUCUUUGUGCCAUUUUCAGCGCAGACCAUUUGUAUUAUCAGAAUGCAUCAAUGGUUGAUGAUAGAAACCAGUUCUUAAUUAAAAUUUACAAUAAUAAUGAUUGUUUGCUAUGAAAGGAAAAUUGAGUCCGGAAGAUUACUUUAUAGACUUAAAUUUGAUAGAUAUCAAUAGCUAAAAUGGACCUAAUUAUGAGAUGUGAGAGAAAAUCGGUGUGCUAUUUAUGAGAUGUCAUUUAUACCAUGAUUGUCAGUCAUUACUGGGCUUUAAAUGUGUCACUUAUGCUUGUCUUUUCUGUUUAUGGCCAGGCUCACGGAUGAUGGCUGGAACAACUUUGAGGAUAUUGUAGAUGCAUACUUGGCAUAUUUACAAGUAGGUCAUAUCCCUUAAGAACUUAAUAUUCAUUAUCUUUUUGAAGUCAUCCUUAAAUGUAGGAGGAUCGUACCUUGAUGCUUCUCACACUGGUUGAUCCUUCACUAUUUCAUCUUGCCAGUGCAGUUAGAUUUUUUUUUUCCUCCGAAUGCAUGGAUACGUUGUGAGAACCAGAUGUGGCUAUCAAAUUCGCUGAAAAAGUGUCUUAAACGCCGCAUAAAAAAGAAUGGAGAAACAGAAGGACAGUAUAAGGACGUCAGGCUGUCGUCUGGUGUCAUGUAAUACUUAUGAAAGUGUCUAGGCUCUCCAUUGUUUUACCUUCAUCGGUUUUCUUAGCUGGGUUUUACAGAUUUCCAUUUUCAGGCAUUAUGUCUCGUUUAAAUAUCUUUCUGUGACGACUGGGGAAAAUUUUAUGCUGUGUUAUCCAAAUGAAGAUUUCAAUUACAUUGUUUUAGCCAAUAUAAAAGUAAAAAUAGUCUUUCAAUGUUUUCUUUUAGUGGAAUUCCAAUAUCUUAAAUGCACUCAUGAUAAAUAUGCAAGUGAGUGAUUCUAAGAGAAAAACGGUAGUCUGUAUGUUUAAUUUCGUAUUAAUGAAAAAAAGGAACAUUUUCUUUGGUUCCCUUCUUACAAUGACCCAACCUUGUCAAGCCCACACUCCACUGCUUGCAGUCUAUCGUCACCUGUUGCCAUUCACUGCCUCUCCAGCACUUCUUAAUAUCCUUGCCAUUUAUACAUCCUCCCAUCAAUGCUAGUAUCAAUCAGUUGCUAUCUCCACAACUGCUACUGUCUGUCAUCACCCCACAAACUCAACUUUUAAUUGUUAUUUCGCUCAAGAAGGGUUCCAAAAGAUGUUGAUUGUAAAUAAGAGGAUGAUUUACGGAGAAAAACAAAUAUGAAUUCGCUUCUACUGCAUAAGAAUUAUAUAGGAACCUAUAUAGUCUUGGAUUAUCUUUUGAAAAACCAUAACUAGAUUUCUUUGGAGUAAUGCAAGAGAAUAUGGGAUUAAGCCCUCAGUGCUAUCAAACUCUCCCCUUGAGUCAAGCAUUAACAUGCUCUUUCUUGAAAGAAGAGUUGGUUUAUUGAAUUUUUGGAUUUGGCUUGUCUUGUAAUUCCUUUGAGGGACAUCCACAACUUGUGCAUAUCCGACCGAAUGGAGGUCGAAUUUACUGUAGUUUUGGACUAAUUUAGAGAAUUUAUGAUUUUUUUAUGAAAUAGAAAGGUGGGCGAUAUGGCCUAAAGUAUGUUAUUAGUCCGAUCAAAAGAAGGAAAAUACGUAUUAGUCUCUUGGCUCUCAUACUGAAAGGUUAACAGAGUUGAUGUGGGGGAAUUCAAAUGUUUUUCACUUAGCUUUAACUGGUGUGGGGCGAAAAUACUGAAGUUGGUGAAACAGGACUCUCUGCCUUUUUAAAUGAGCGUUACAGAAGAGCGAGAAUUCUCAUAUCCCAUUUCCCUUUACAAGUGGAAUCGGUUGCUAUUUUGGUAGUUUCAGAGCUUAUGCAAAAUCCUCUCACUUAAAUUUCUUUUUUUUUUCUUGGUUGAACUGGCUGACAAGUUAGAUUUAUCGGUGAGAAGUGAUUGUAGAUAUUUUCCAUAUUUUAUGUUAAUCUAUGAAGAUGAUAAACUGGUGAUUAGGGUCCCUGUGAUAACAUAGUCCUAAACAAAUACGAGUACCUAAACUAUGGAAUUUCCGCAUACAUACGGCAAUAAGAUGAUUUCUAUCGGCAGUCAUUUUGAGCAAGUAUGUUCUAUUGUAUCUCAAUUUGUUUUCAGCCUUUAUAAAACAUGUGCUGCUAUUGACGCAAAUGAAUGAUUGCUGUAGUAAAAAGACAGAAUUUGAGUCUGUCUUCCUGAGUUUACUAAGAGUAUGUGGCAAAACAUUGGCUCAGUGAUAUUCAUAGCUGUAGUUAUUCGGACGGAUGCAUUCUUUCUUUUAACUCUGCUACUUUUUGUGGUUAUAUUUCUUUAGGUGACUGUUGUGAACCCUGCGAUGGAGUCUGCCUUAGAUAUUCUGAAAAAGUUUGUUGAUGAUGUGCGCAAUGGAAAGGUCCCAGACAGGCGAUUGCAUUUUGGUGCUCCUUGGAGGCAUCCACCUCGUUCAAACGACCCCUCCAAAUCUUUGCUGUGGGCAAAAAUUAAUCUCAUGGAUUUUGUUCAGUCUCUAGUCAAUGCUCAGUUUGGAGUAAUGCUCUGCUACCAUUUCUUGUCUGCCAUAUUAUCAAAUUAUAUUUCAGCUAUCCAUUUAUCCACACUAAAACUCAGCUGUCAUUAUAAGUAUGGGAUUUCAUUUAUAUUUGCAUGUAUUGAAAUUAUUCCUUGGUAGCCUUUUUGCUUUUUUGAACUGAAAUGUGAGUGCAUACAAGGUUGAGAAAUCCUUGGUUUGUGUUCGGCAUCAUGGGCAUCUGAACAUGGCAUUCAUCUUUCUCUCAUACAUGGUUAGGUAUCAAAUGCAAUAAUUGUGUCUGAUUUAAAAUAAUAUGCUGGAAAGAGUCUCUAGCAGACGACAAUGCCAUUUUUACGGGGUCAUGGCAAACAUUAAGUGCACAUGUAGACAAAUAUUGCCCUUAUUAGAUUAGUAUUUUUCUGUUCUAUGAUUUGAAAGGCCUCUUCAUUGGAUAUCUUAAGUUGUUUCUACAUAGCUUGUGGAUCUACACAGUAUGCUAUCAGUUAUCAUACGUUGAUUUUUAUGCCAGUUAUCAGAACAGAAGAAAUGCAACGUCCAUCGGAUACAAUUGUGUACUUUGAUACUCGAAAAUAGCAUAAGCAAUAGUUUCCAUGUGAAAAAUAAAGGCGGAGAUUAGUGAUGGUUAUUUAAGGCAAAUUUAUCCUAGAUAGGCCAUAAUACAUUUCAUUGGUGCUUUAUAAUUUGAAAUCUAUUUUCACUAGAGAUGGUGCUUUAUACAUUUCAUGUGCAACAAGCGUGGAUCAGAUACAAUAAUUUUCUCUGAUUUACAAUAACAUCAACUUUCCUAUCUAGGUGAAUUAUCUAGCUGACUAUAGCCUCGAGAUACUGGACGAUCCAUCUGCAGUUGCCAUGCUAGAGGUAUUUGGAAUUGUCUAUAAAUCAUGCAUCAUGGACUCUGUCACCUACACUUUUGCCUUCUCAACCAUGAAAAAUGAAUCACUUUGAAAUGGGUUGUCUGGUCAGGUUGGUUUAUUAUAUGCACAACGAGAUCCAUCAUUCAUCCGCCCCAUUAGUCGAGGCAUUCAGAGGUGCCUGGUCCGAUGGUGAGCUACUCGACGCUCUAGUAAUCACAGUUUGAACUUGACUUGUUCCCUUUUCCCAUACGACUAUGAGCUAAUUGCGUUGCACACUGCAGGCUUGUUCAGGAGCAACUUCAGAUGGGUUUCUCUGAGCGUAUGAUAUUUAAGUGGCACAGGUUUAUACGGGGUCGGAGCUACAGACAUUUGUUGAAAGAAGUUGGCUAUAAAUAG